CUUGACCAAAAUUACGUCGCUACCUCAAACCAGCAUCACUUCUUCAUUUGCACCAUCAUGAGUUAGUACAUCAGGUCUCUGCAAAAUACAAAAGAGGAUGCACUUUCUGAAAUAUGAAAUGAUAUUAUCAAAGUGUAACGCGUUGACCACAUGGGUGUGGAUGCUGCUCUCUUUGUUACCUGUCGGACAUGCAUUAUUUAACGGCACCUCAGUUCAGACUGUUCAUCGAGGAAUGUCAGUCAAUAUCAGCUGUAACUACAAACCAUCAACUGACAGUGAUGACACAGUGGCACUGAGUACUAAUAGUACGUCAUUGUGCUCAGCAAUGAAAAGUAACAAAUCAUGGAUAUAUCAGCCAUGUAGAAAGCACUGUAGAUUUAUUUGGAAUCCAGAAACUGUGCAAAUGACAUUUGAGAUAUCAAAUCUGCAGAUAAAUGAUUCUGGCACUUACAAAUGUGUUGUGACAAGAUUAAUACCACCUCCUUCCGUCCUUCUGAGCGAAGAAAGAACAGUUGUUCAAGUGAUUGCACGGCCCAUUGUGUCUGUGUCACACAUAAGUGCAUUGGGUGGAUUUGCCUCGAUCCUGUGCAGCUCUGAGGGGUUUUACCCUUCUGCUCUAAAACAGCUGUGGAUGAGAAAUGGAGAAUUUCAGAACGCCUCUCUCACAUACUGCAUUAACAAAACCAACCCAGACGGAUCAUUCACCCUCCAUUCAUACCUGAAUGUAUCUGACUGUGAACACUACUCGUGUUGGGUAAACCACUCAUCCCUGAGCCAGCCAACAAACAUGUCUCUUGAUUGUUAUGGGAACAGAGAUAAAAAUGUAUGCAUAGCUCUGGUGACCUCUGCGCUGCUGAUUCUCAUCAUACUCAUCACGGUUGCGUGCGAGCAUUCCAGAAGAGCACAUCACAGGUCUCCUGGAAGAGUGAAUGUCACACCUGAGCCUGAUCUCCAGUCUCACCUGCAGUAUGACGUAUAUUCAUUGUUGGGUGACCAUCGUCCAGUCCCAUGCAGCCCUGUCGGAGUUCACUCAUCUCCACAAUGAACACCAAAUGUUUUACAUUGAUAGAUAUCCAGAUCCAUUUCUAUCUUAUUCAGUAACCUGAUACCAAAUUUGUGUAUGUAAUAUAUAAUUUACAUAUGAUUAUUUAAACUUCCAUUAACAUCUUGUUGAGUGUAUAUGUUGUCGACAGAGUAUAUGACACAUACAAAAUAUAAGACCUGUGUUCUCUGCCAGCUUCAGCACGUAAAAACCAAUGAAAUGGCUUGCAGAUUGUAGUUUUCUUUCCUGUGUUGGCUUAUUAAUUCUCUAAAAAAUGAAUUCUUUGUUUAUAUCACAUGUACAGUCUUUGACAGUUUUCUCAUGACCUAUAUCAAACAUGUAAACACGGUGUGGUUAAAAUAGCCUGACCAUUUCAUUGCUUUCUCAGUUCAGCUGUACAGUCAGAGCAUGAAGACGUUGUUCUAAAAAGGAGUUUUGUUGGAGACAAAUACAAGCAAAUAAGAUCUAUUUGGUUUCACUAUUUGAAUUCCUACGCACUUUUUAGACAUUGUCACAUAGCUGCAAGUCAUAAUGUUUCUUUUUCAGCUUGGAAUAAAACUAAACCCUGAGUUGCUUUCAGAGCAAUUAGACUCUAAUCAAUGAAGGCCUAAAAGAAGACAGCUGUUGUGACUGGCUCCUCAACAAAACAAAACUGUUAGGCUAUAAAAGUACUUUAGUAAGAACCCUAGGAGUGAUAGAUUAAAAACAACUUUAAUUUGGAUACAAAUACUAACAUAAACUUGACUGUCAUGUUCACUUGGUGUGGUUUCUGAAGUGGUUCUGUCCCCUUGCAUUAUCUGGACUAAAAAUAUUUGCUUGUGUUCAUCUUA
Molecule: messenger RNA, 1872 nt
Organism: Onychostoma macrolepis
Lineage: Eukaryota; Metazoa; Chordata; Actinopteri; Cypriniformes; Cyprinidae
Product: rano class II histocompatibility antigen, B-1 beta chain
Exons: 6
Coding region: 98-1045 (315 amino acids)
Source: RefSeq, a predicted model, not a curated record